Messenger RNA from Labeo rohita (rohu), 5704 nucleotides. RefSeq names its product neuropilin 1a (gene nrp1a). Gene Ontology annotation, biological process: vascular endothelial growth factor signaling pathway; angiogenesis; axon guidance. The record is from RefSeq and is a predicted model, not a curated record. Bases 759 to 3539 code for a protein of 926 amino acids. Gene Ontology annotation, cellular component: membrane. Lineage: Eukaryota; Metazoa; Chordata; Actinopteri; Cypriniformes; Cyprinidae. Gene Ontology annotation, molecular function: vascular endothelial growth factor receptor activity; semaphorin receptor activity. The transcript is spliced from 17 exons.
GAUGGUGUUGCUAUUUAUUCUGGUCAACAAGUUCAGUCGUCGCUUGAUAUAAAGGACAGCACCCGUGCCACACUUCCACGGCGAGCGAGGGCUGGCCAGUGUCUCACAGAGGUCUCCGGGCUCUUUUAUACGAGAGGUUGGGCUCCAUAUAGGUCGGGCUUUGCAUAUGUGUAAUCAAACCAAUGAGAAUCCCCUGCGCGUCUGGCACACGGCAGAGCAACAAACUCUAGGAAGAAGAGAAGCGUAAUUUAGGGGGUGUAUCCCUUGUUUAAGACGCUGUUAUGGCAAAGCCAAUCGCCAGAUGUUUGUGUUCCUCACUCAGAUUUUGAGACUAAGCAGAACGCCGGGUUACUACGCGGAGGCUGACUCGCGUAUCCAAGCCACUUUUAGGCAAAGUGUAGCUACACGCGAGCUCUCUCGCCCACUUUACGCACAGGAUUACGCCCGUUUGCUCGUCUGUUUCACGGAGCUGCAACGUUUUUUCUCUCAUUCUUUAACAGGCUGAAGGAAAUGGCAAAGGAGAGAGGAGCGCGGCUGGGAGAGCGCAGAGGAAACCAGAGCUGAAUGGCAGGAUGCAAGCGACCUGAAGACGCACAAAAACCCGCAUUUCUACAGCUCUCAGACCCUUUUACGCGUUCUUUUGGUUUCCUUCCUUCCAAACGAGAGGAAUUACCCCUAGACGACCAUUUAAGGAUUUUCUUUUUUCUUCAUUUUUCGAAUUUGUAUUAUUUUCACACACACAACUCAAGGAUUCGAGGAUGCAUUGUGGAUUAGUGUUGAUCCUCUUUACGGGAAUCUUUCUCAUCGUCAGUGCUUUCAAAAAUGACAAAUGUGGGGACAAUAUCAGAAUCACUAGCGCAAAUUACCUCACUUCACCCGGUUAUCCGGUGUCUUACUACCCGUCUCAGAAAUGCAUAUGGGUGAUUACAGCUCCAGGACCGAACCAGAGGAUUUUGAUCAACUUCAACCCACACUUUGACCUGGAAGACAGAGAGUGCAAAUAUGACUAUGUGGAAGUGAGAGAUGGAGUGGAUGAGAGCGGGCAGCUGGUCGGGAAGUAUUGUGGGAAGAUCGCUCCCUCUCCUGUGGUCUCCUCUGGGAACCAGCUCUUCAUCAAGUUUGUGUCUGACUACGAGACCCACGGCGCUGGCUUCUCCAUCCGCUAUGAGAUUUUCAAAACAGGUCCAGAAUGUUCCAGGAACUUCACCUCCAGCAGUGGAGUCAUCAAGUCGCCCGGCUUUCCGGAGAAGUACCCCAACAACCUGGACUGCACGUUCAUGAUCUUUGCUCCCAAAAUGUCGGAGAUCGUUCUGGAGUUCGAGAGCUUUGAGCUGGAGCCAGACACGCAGCCACCCACUGGAGUGUUCUGCCGCUACGACCGCCUGGAGAUUUGGGACGGUUUCCCUGGAGUUGGUCCAUACAUUGGUAGAUACUGUGGACAAAAUACUCCAGGGCGGAUCAUAUCCUACACUGGAAUCUUGGCUUUGACAAUCAACACAGACAGUGCUAUUGCAAAAGAGGGAUUCUCAGCUAAUUUUACUGUGCUGGAAAGGACAGUCCCAGAUGACUUUGACUGCACAGAGCCUUUGGGUAUGGAAACUGGGGAAAUCCAUUCCGACCAAAUCAUGGCCUCAUCCCAGUACAAUCCCAGCUGGUCUCCAGAACGAUCUAGACUCAACAACCCUGAGAAUGGUUGGACCCCUGCGGAGGACUCGAAUAAAGAAUGGAUCCAGGCUGAUCUUGGAUUCCUCCGCUUUGUCUCGGCGAUCGGCAUACAGGGAGCCAUCUCUCAAGAGACCAGCAAGAAGUACUAUGUGAAGUCCUACAAGGUGGAUGUCAGCUCAAACGGAGAAGACUGGAUAACUAUUAAGGAUGGCCCAAAACAGAAGAUUUUCCAAGGAAACACCAACCCUACCGAUGUAGCGAAAGCCAUGUUCCCCAAACCCACGUUGACGCGAUACCUCCGGAUCCGACCUUACACCUGGGAGACUGGCAUUGCCCUUCGCUUCGAAGUGUAUGGAUGCAAAAUCUCAGAGUACCCAUGUUCCGGAAUGUUGGGAAUGGUCUCAGGCCUUAUCGCAGACUCUCAGAUCACAGUUUCGUCCCACACCGAGCGCACCUGGGUGUCAGAGAAUGCCCGUCUGUUGACCAGCCGUUCGGGAUGGACGUUGUUGCCGCAGCCCCAGCCCUAUGUGGAUGAGUGGCUUCAGAUAGAUCUGGGUGAGGAGAAAUUGCUCCGAGGUUUGAUCAUCCAGGGUGGCAAACACCGUGAUAACAAGGUAUUCAUGAAGAAGUUUCGGCUGGGCUACAGCAAUAACGGAUCUGACUGGAAAAUGGUGAUGGACGCUACCGGCAACAAGCCCAAGAUAUUUGAGGGGAAUUUGAACUAUGACACGCCAGCAUUGAGGACGGUGGAGCCUACACUGACACGCUUUGUUAGGGUGUACCCAGACAGAGCCACUCCUGCUGGGAUGGGAUUGAGAUUGGAACUCCUGGGCUGUGAAAUGGAAGUGCCUACAGUGCCCCCUACUACUCCCGCUUCCUCCACCACGCCAUCGGACGAGUGUGACGAUGACCAGGCCAACUGCCAUAGCGGAACAGGUGAUGACUACGACCAGACAGGCGGAACCACCGCGCCAGAAACGACCACAGAGAUGAGCACCGUUCCAGGUGAGAAAGCGUUCCUGUGGUUUGCCUGUGACUUUGGCUGGGCCAACGAUCCUUCAUUCUGUGGCUGGAUGUCAGAGGACAGCGGUUUCAGGUGGCAGAUCCAGUCUAGCGGCACCCCGACUCUAAACACCGGCCCAAACAUGGACCACACUGGCGGAUCAGGGAACUUCAUCUACACGCUGGCAACAGGUGCUCAGGAGACAGAAGUGGCUCGGUUAGUGAGUCCGUCAGUGUCAGGCCAGGACUCGGAUCUGUGCUUGUCCUUCUGGUACCACAUGUUUGGCUCUCACAUUGGCACGCUACACAUCAAACAGCGCAGAGAAAGCAGCCAGGGCUUAGCUGAUGUCCUGCUCUGGACGGUCAGCGGUCAUCAAGGCAACCGUUGGAGGGAGGGCCGCGUGCUCAUACCACACUCCAAUAAACCCUAUCAGGUGGUAAUUGAAAGCGUAGUGGAAAGGAAGAGUUGGGGAGACAUUGCUGUGGACGACAUCAAAAUCUUAGACAAUCUGAACAUGGCCGACUGCAAGGACCCAGAUGUUCCAGCAGAGCCAAUUCUACCUGAAGACAACUUCAAUGAAAUCAUUGUGGACAUCACAGACUUCCCUGAGAUUGUGGAGAACCACGAGAUCAGCGGAGCCGGAAACAUGCUGAAGACGCUGGACCCCAUCCUCAUCACCAUCAUCGCCAUGAGCGCGCUGGGAGUCUUCCUGGGCGCCAUAUGCGGCGUGGUCCUCUACUGCGCCUGCUCCCACAGCGGCAUGUCCGACAGGAACUUAUCGGCCCUGGAAAACUAUAACUUUGAGCUAGUGGACGGCGUCAAGUUAAAGAAGGACAAGCUCAACUCACAGAACACAUACUCAGAAGCGUGAGGCGCCAACCAAUGAGAGGGAACCUCUCCUCAGGGAGGGCGGGGCUAAAACGGACUGCCGACGCCAUCCGGUUGGAGGAGGACAAGGCUCUGUGGUUCAGCGAACCAAUGGGAGGAGGAGGAGGAGGUCUGGGACUGAGCCAUGCUUUUCUCAGGAGCUGCAGUGAACGGAACCUACCAGUAGGGGACACUGUGUACAAAACAUUGAAUACAAGGAUUUAAAAGAAACAAAAAAAACAAAAUGAAAAAUAAGAAUAUGUACAGAUGAUUGAAAUUAUUAUUUUAAUUUUUUAUUUUAUUGUUUUGUAUUAUUUUUUCGGUUGAUCAUUUUUACAAUCGGAUGCUGGUGUUGAGACCAAUAUAUAAUAAUGUUAUAAAGUAUUUAUCUUUUUUUUUUCUAGGAGGAAAAAAAUCAUUUAUUUUUAUUUUAAAAGAUUGUUUUGCGCUUUAAGGAGAUGUGUAAAAAAAAAAAACCCAAAUGAACCAUAUAUGUCCAAGGGAAGGUAAUUACCCCGCGUUAGGGCGAGGAUCAAAGGGGGGUGGAAAUCAUCCAGCCCUGUUGCAUUCUGGGUAUGGUUCAGUCAGUGCCUUUGGUACAUCUUUUUUGGCCUCCUUUGUUGUUUUUUUGGUGUUUUCAACCCUUUAGUUCUCUCAAAAGCUGUCGGUCGAAUCUGCAAAACAAAUCCCGGUAAAUUCAUAGCGCUUUAAUGUUGAAAUCCUGCAUAUUGUACAUAAGUUUUAAUAUAUUUUAAUGCCCUUUUCAAAGAAACGAGUAAAAGGACAAAAAAGAAAGCUGCAGUAUCCCUUUUUUCUUGGGUUGUAUGUUGUAAAUACAAUCGUCUGACUGUUUUGUGGAAGUGAAACGUGUGCUUUUUCCGUCCUGUUUGGUUAUUUUGCUACGCUCCCAAAAGAUGCAGCCCUUGUUCAAAACAGAUGUUAAUACAAAUCCAGUGCACAUUUCAUAGAGUUUGGCUUUCAUUCACCUGGAUUACAGAUUCAUAAGCGAACAUCAUCAUAUCCUCUAUAAUCAAAGUCAGAAUGUCUGUUUAUCCAGCAUACCAAAAAAAAAAAAAAAAACACACAGAAGAAGAAGAAAAAAUGGCUGAUCAUCAUUGCCUUGAUUGCUUUGAUUUGAUUUGAAGUGAGCGGCCUACGGUUCAACCCUCACGCGUUUCAUCAAAGUGCUUCUUGUUUCACCAUCCGUCGAGCUUGAAUGCAUGUGGUCUUGAAUAAAACUCUCAUUUUUAAGAGUGGUGCUAUUAAAUGUUCUCACGCAUCGCUUGGCAAGCGUUCGACGCCAUCGUGGAGUUCUGUCAUUGGCCUUGUGUCUGUACCAAAGGACUGUUGCCUCAAACUGCAGGGUCCAAUCGCAACAACCCAUUGUCGUGAGACGUCCGGAGACCUCGGCUACGAUGUCAUCCCAUCUUCUGUGAAAGCGUUUUUGUCGCUCAUCGUCAUUCGGUUUUGAUUCUGGACUGCUGGAUGGAUCUGACUUUAGCAAUGACGUACACACGUAGUUUAACCGAUAACAGGGCUUCACUGCUGACAAUACUAAUGUUUUCUACAGGUUUCUUGGUAUGUUCAUGUACUGUGCUGUAUACUGUGGCAAACACUUUUGUUUCCCGUUCCUUUCCGGUAGUUUCCGACGACACGGAUCCACGUGUCGAUGCUACAUGUGUGUCAGCCGAAGCUGUAAAGGUGAGCGGCGUCGGUCGGGAUUCUGUGAGAAAGCAUACUGUAGCAUUAACGAAAAAGAAACAAUGUUGCACUGAUCAAUAUAUUUGAUGAAGUUUAUGUGUUUAUAGCAUUCAUUUGUAAAAAAGACAACUGAAAUAAAAAAGACAGUGUUCAUUUUUUUAAUAUAGUUUCAGAAUGUGUAAUACGAUUCUGAAAUGGUCAAUUAUCGAGAUGUUUUCAUUAUUGAAAAAGGUAUACAGAUUUCCUAUAGUAAAGUUCCCUUUUACCCGACCCGAUUAUCUUUUCGUUUUUGUACUGUCGUUGAAAUUUUGUGCUGAUUUUUUUUUUUUUCUCUCUGUUUUGUUUUCUUUUCCUUUUUUUUACAAGAAGAUGCGGAAGCAAAGAAAACUUUUAUUUUCAAUACUGCCUCUGUAAGUUGCUGUUGUAGGAAGGAAAAAAUGAAUAAAAACAGCAAGGCCUUAAAAUGGA